Messenger RNA from Paramecium octaurelia, 1204 nucleotides. The record is from the annotation of a GenBank genome assembly. Lineage: Eukaryota; Ciliophora; Oligohymenophorea; Peniculida; Parameciidae.
AUGCUAUUCAAAAUUUCGAGCUAUUUUAGCAAAUAAAAUACUAUAAAAACAAAACAAAUAUUUGAUAGAGAUAAACAUAUCAUGAAUAGAUAAUAUGCUUUAAGAUCAAAUAUUGAAAAUAUAUUUUUAAAACAAUCGACCUUCACAUUGGCUGACAAUUUAUCUUCAAUUCGAAAAUAAUAUGAUGGCAAUAUCGCCUACUUUGGAUAAGGAGCUGCAUAAUUCUUAUAAAAUUUACCCAACAGUCUAUAAUUUUAAUAAUACUAGAUUUAUAGCCUAAAACCAUAUAUUUAUGUGAUAUUGACUUAGAUUUUUUGGAAUAGAGCAUAUAAUAACUUAACAAUGAUGAACAAUUAAAAGGAAAAUUUUAAAUCUAGAAAGUCUCUGAAAUGAAAUCUUAAGAUAAUAUAACAAGAGUGGUUCCAAUAUGUUGUGAUGAGGAUUUUUGGCCUUUCUUGGAUGGCCAUUUGCAAUUAAUCGUAUCAAAUAUGAAUUUGCAUUGGGUAAAUGACUUGCAAGUAGUUUUAAUAAAAUGGUUAGAAAGUUUAGAACCAGAUGGUACAUUAGUUGGGUCAAUAUUUGGUUCUGAUACUCUACAAGAAUUGCGAAUUUCAUUUUCUUUAGCUGAAAAUGAACGAUUUGGAGGAGUUUCAUAACAUGUGUCUCCCUUCAUUUCUAUAACAGAAAUGGGAAACUUGCUAGCAAGAUUAAAAUUCAACCUACCUACAAUAUGCACAGAAAGAAAGUAACUAUUUUAAAUAAUAUUAAUAUAGCCUUUAUGAGUUUGAUUCUGUAUAUCAUUUGAUGCAAUAUAUUUAGGACAUCGGAGAAGGCGAAGCAUUGAUUUAAAAAAGGAUAGGUACUUUUAAAGAAACAACUCAAAGUGUGAGUGCUAUCUAUGAAUCCUUAUUUAAAAAUGAGAAUAUGAAGGUAAAUAGUACUUUUGAAUAAAUCUAUUUUUCUGCUUGGAAGUAUCACGAAUCAUAGGCUCAACCAAAAUCGAGAGGUAUAAAAUUAUUUAUAAGUUUUAGGUUCAGCAACUGUUUCAUUACAAUAAUUAUAGAAUGAAAUACAUCAAAUAGCGCCUGAAGAUAAAAUUAUAUAUGGAACUUUAACAGAGGAUGAUAUUUAGGAAAAUCUGAUUGAGGAUAAAUAAGGAACUAAAAAAAAAGAUUGAUAUUAUAAAUGAGAAUAUUAAGCAAGC